GAAGGUUGUUUGCCUACUAACUACCCAGUACGGAGUUCUGAGAGUCGCCUCUUAGUAGGUAUUCUCAUUUCUGCCUCGCAGCUGGUUCCCGAGGGCUGCAGCAAAAUCGGAUCGGUUUUGAGGAGGCCCACCAACAGUAAAGGUUCCUUCUUGUCCCCAAAAUAAAGUUAAAAAAGAAACUACUUUAUCAGGUGUCGGUUUUUCGUUCCUCCGGAGGAGCCUCCUCAAAUCGCGCUAACUAAUCGCUUCGGACUCCGGUCGCCAACAAUUUGCCAGAUUGGGCAAAGUGGAAAAAAUUUUCACUCGUUUCUCGCGGAGUGUGCAGAAGGUGAAAAACGUGUGCUAGCAGCGGGCAGAAGUAAAAGUUUCCCGACACGGGAAAAAAGGUUCAUUUCCUGCCAAUUAAUCAGGACUCUCCUCGGGAUCCGACAACGAUGGAAAUGGAGCACCAUUACCCCAAAGGAAAGCAGUAAAAGGCAAAAGGUGGCACGACACCGACCGACCGACGACGGAUCGAAUCCAAAAAUAACGCAGGAGCAGAAAAUAAUCAUCUAAUAAACUAAGCAACCAUGUCGUCGCUGGAGCAGGAUAGCAACGCUCCAGUGGAUCCAAGAGUGCAGAUCGAACUGGAGAAGCUGAACGAAGCAACAGACAACAUCAACAAGUAUGAAGUCGAGCUGGAUGAAUCCAAAAACGAAUUCCGUGAACUGCUCAAGGAGAGCGUCGAGAAGAUCAAAGCCGUCGCCAAGAAGCUGGGCAAUUCGAUCGAAACCGCCAAACCGUACUACGAAGCGCGGCUGUAUGCUUCGCAGCUAACAAAAGAAACGCAACAAUCGGCUCUGAACUACGACAAGGCCAAGUCGGUACAUGCGGCGGCCAAGGAGAUGGUGUUCCUGGCGGAGCAGGGCUUGGGCGAGAAGUCAACGCUGGAUACGGCCUGCCAGGAGAUGCUGACCCACGCCACGACCCGGGUCAACGAAUCCCAGAACGAGUGCACCGAGAUGCGAAACGUGCUGAGGAUCAGCGAACUGAAACUGGAGGUGGCCAACAAUCGGGUUGCCAAGCUGCACUCGCAGCUGAAGAGUGCGAUCCGGGCAUCGAGUUUGGAUGUUCGAAGGAACCUGCUAAUGAUGAAUUUGCUUGUUUAUCAAAAUGAGUUGUUGUUUUUACCGUACUAUGAGCUGCGGGCUAACUACAAUGCCCUGCUGCUCGAGCAGAAGCAAAAGGUGGUGGACCUGGAGGCCAGGGUGUCCGAGGCGAAGAUGAGCUACAACGAGGCUCUCACCCGCUUGGAGAAAAUCUCCGAGGAGAUUCACCAACAGCGCAAAGCACGUGCCAGCAGUAUCGAUGAAGAUGCAUCCUCGUCGUCUUCAUCGACAAAUCUCCCCCGAAAUCAGACGCUGGGUAUCGGUGGAAUGCAUCUGCCCUUCAGCAAGUCAGCUUCGGCGGCACGGAUCGAAUCCAGUGAUGAGUAUCUGGAGUUCCCAGCCAAACUGGCCAUCAAAUCCAGUCCGAUUAAGCCAAAGUACCUGGACAAGCUGGACUGUCCGCAUCUGUUGAAGGACUUUGCCCGAAAGACCAGUCCCAGCGGGGAAAGCGAUUCGGAUAACAACUAUCUGUUUUCGCCGAACCGGACGAUCGAUGACAUUACCAACAUGUCAUCGGAGGACAUUGAGCAGUGGACGGAGAUUCGGUUGUCCAACUCCAACAGUAGCAGUUCGGGAUAUUCGCAGCACAAUUCGUUGGCACUGGAAGACGAUGGCAACGGGUUGGCCGCGGAUAUGAUAUCGGACACAACCGAUACGGAUUCCGAUGAUAGCCACUCGGGACCAAAGGUCAAAGCACGCAUAAUCAAGAUGGAGCUCUACGACGACAGCGCUAACCAGAACAUUAGAAAGAGCGAAGGCAUCACCGGGUGGAUUACGAGUCGUUCGAUCGGUCGAUCAACCUCGAUCUCCAUGACGGGUUGUUCCCCGACUGGUGCUGCUCCCUCCCUAAUAAAAGACACCACAUGUGCGGGGUCCGGUUCCGGUCGGCGCCAGAGUUUGGAUAUUAUCAUCGAUACGAGCGAUCGGAUGAAGGAUGCAUUCACCCAAGGCAUUCAGCGGAUCGGACGCUCGCUCGAGCGCCGGAAUUCGGAAUCGGAAGUCGCCCGGGACGGUGACUCCGUGGGUGUGAAUGGGGGGAAUGGCUCGGGCACGGGCACCGGUUCCGGUACGGGGAGUGAUUUUUUUCUCUUCCAACGCUCGUCGGAUCCUGCACGGGAUGGUCUCUCGGAUGAACAGGUGGAGAACCUACUUCUAGAUCAGGACUGUUCGGAUCUGUUUCAGAAUGUGGUGAACCUGUCCAAGUAAGCCGGACGAGGGAUAGGAACCGAUCGAGCGUGGGCCUGGAUUUACUGUGAUUCGAACCGGCGGCGACGGCAGCAGUCAGCAGUCAGCUAGACGUUUAUACACUUAUUAAAGCAAUUAUUCACCGUAGCAAAGUAGUAUUUUAACUAAUCGGUAGGCUAUAAGUGAGAUACAAAUUGCUGUGAAAGUCAUAAAAUAAACAUGAAAGCAACACUAAGUUAGUGAAAACCAAUUCGAAACAAAAGUAUUGUUACAUAGAGGAAACCUGAACACGUUGGCAAAGAUAACAUAGCAGAAGCCGUUGAUUUUUUUUUUUAUUUUUAGCGAUCGCAGCGCCACUCGGAAACUUAUGAAUGAAUCAUAUCACUGGAAUGAAGACAUGAUAGGAACAACGUUUUUUCGAACGAAAGUACUUACAAAUUUUAAUCGGCACUCUAAAAUCACCUUCUACCAAUUUGACCAAAAACAACAGCGGCUUUGUUUGUUAUCACCUUGACUACUUCAGGUUUCCCAUGAUUGUUGUUGAAAACACAAUAGAACCUUAAGCAAAACAAACUAGUCUAUUGAGGAAACAAGUGAUCUGCUUAUUAAACUAUCAAAUCAAUUGCAAUUUAAAGGGGAAGCGUUUUCCAGAAGAUACAAACAAGAAACGGAAGCAAUUUUUGCUGUCAACCAUAUUCAUGCAUAGAGCUUUUUGACGUUUAAUCGGCGCACACUACGACACCAUUUAAAUCGAACGAGUGCAAGCAAGAGAGAAAUAGAUUAGUGGGAAAACAAACCAUGCAUUCAUCCAUGUGUGCUAGAUAGAGAAAGACGAUUAAACGUCAAAAAGUUCUAUACAGAAGAUGAAAAACAAACACAUGUCAAAUGUUUCAUUUUGUUUACGUUUUUGUGAUGACGCCUAUUUCAGUUUGCAACAUUUUGACCAUUUCCCGUAUCUGUGUAUGAGUGUAAAGUGUGGUGCGGGGAAGAACAAUAGCAGCAUGAUAUGGGUGGCAUUCUCCCGCACCGCCAAAACCAAAGAAACAAAGUUAUCUAGCUGUGUAGAAUAAUUGACCUAGCAAAUAGCAUUGAAUUGAACUUAGCAAUGGCCGGAAUAAUGUCGGCGCUGUGCUUUAGACGAGUGAAAGGCAAAAAUCAAAUCAUAAAUAUCAAUUUGCGAUGGAAUGUGACUGUGGGUGGAUUUAAU
This is a messenger RNA of Ochlerotatus camptorhynchus, 3540 nucleotides long. RefSeq names its product SH3 domain-binding protein 5. Bases 570 to 2354 code for a protein of 594 amino acids. The transcript has 7 exons. Gene Ontology annotation, biological process: intracellular signal transduction; negative regulation of protein tyrosine kinase activity. NCBI's taxonomy places the organism in Eukaryota, Metazoa, Arthropoda, Insecta, Diptera, Culicidae. Gene Ontology annotation, molecular function: protein kinase inhibitor activity. Gene Ontology annotation, cellular component: cytoplasm. The record is from RefSeq and is a predicted model, not a curated record.